This is a messenger RNA of Spodoptera frugiperda (fall armyworm), 2715 nucleotides long. Its product is annotated as pH-sensitive chloride channel 2. Lineage: Eukaryota; Metazoa; Arthropoda; Insecta; Lepidoptera; Noctuidae. Bases 147 to 1661 code for a protein of 504 amino acids. Gene Ontology annotation, cellular component: membrane; synapse; neuron projection. Gene Ontology annotation, biological process: signal transduction; regulation of membrane potential; chloride transmembrane transport. Gene Ontology annotation, molecular function: transmembrane signaling receptor activity; chloride channel activity; extracellular ligand-gated monoatomic ion channel activity. The record is from RefSeq and is a predicted model, not a curated record. The transcript has 8 exons.
AGCGUCAGCGCACGCGCAGCCUUUUUCCACGGAGAGCAAGUUCAAGCUGCGUGGACGCAGUAGUAGUGAAACGAUCACGCGAAGCGGACCGCUCGCGGAUCCGCGCUUCCAUUUUCCGCGAGUCGCAAAUGUUUAGUUUUUAAAUCAUGGAUAAUAAAAUCUCAAUUGCUUUAACAUUACUUUUAACAAUUUGCAAUCAAGCACAAGGAGAGAAAACGCAAGUGCAAAACGUUGCGGCUGAUUGCCCGAGCCUCACCGAUGGCGACAACUACACACAAUCAGAGUUCCUAUCCCGGCUGGCCCACCAAUGCCGCUAUGAUCGGCUGCUGCUGCCUACCUACACCACUGGUGACGUAGUGUAUGUGCAUGCGAGCGCCUACGUCUACUUCAUACAACCCGCUGAGGCUCAUGACUUGAACUUCAAACUUCAUUUUCUGCUUCAACUACGAUGGACUGAUCCUCGGCUAGCGUAUAAAUUAUUCUCACCGGAGAGGUUAAAGAUUAUCGGUGAAAGUGAUUUAAGAGAAAGAGUAUGGGUUCCUCAUCUGUACAUGUCCAAUGAACAGUCCUCAAGCUUGAUGGGAACGGACAGCAAAGACGUGCUGAUAUCAAUAUCACCCACCGGCGAGGUGCUGUUCAGCAGACGAAUGCAAGCUGUACUCUACUGUUGGAUGAAUCUACAAAAGUUUCCAUUCGAUGAUCAAACCUGCUCAAUGAAUUUGGAGAGCUGGAAGUACAACGCCUCCAUUUUAAGGCUAAUGUGGGAAAAAGACAGCCCGGUCCGGUUGUCGUCGGAGCUACAUUUAACGGAAUAUUCUCUGCUGGAUUUUUGGACGAAUGAGUCAGUUGUCCGUGGGGAUAUUGUCAACAUGCGUCUCGGCGAAGGAAGAUCCGGAAACUAUAGUGCCUUAAAAUUCACGUUCAAACUGGGUCGUGAAGUGGGUUACUAUUUGAUGGAUUACUUUAUCCCUUCAAUGAUGAUUGUCGCUAUGUCGUGGGUCACGUUUUGGCUGCAGGCAGACGCAUCGGCACCUAGAAUAACACUAGGUACAAGCACGAUGUUAUCGUUCAUCACAUUGGCGUCCUCUCAGGCGAAGACAUUACCGAAGGUGUCAUAUAUCAAAGCUAGUGAGAUCUGGUUCCUGGGCUGCAUUGGCUUUAUCUUCUCUGCAUUAGUUGAAUUUGCUUUCGUCAACACCAUUUGGCGUAGAAAGAAAGCGGUUAGUUUGAAGAAGGUGAACAGUAAAUACAUAUUGAAGAGCACGCUGACGCCGCGGCUGGCUCGCAAGGAGCUGCAGAAAGAGUUGCAGGAGUCGUCGCCGCAGCUCAGCAAGUCACGGUCAUGUUCCUCACUCAACCAAGAAACCAGCACCGACCCUGCCGGACCUGGAUACAACAACUACUUGACCGUACACAGCUUCCCAUCUGCAAUGAACCUGCCGACCAUCACGACGCAGAGCUUCGACGACCUAAUUGGGCAGGGAGGCAAGCAACAGAGAGGCAACGGCAGCGAAGGCUCGGACGAGCCUCCCAAGCACAACUGGACCACCAUGACGCCCCAGGAGAUCGCCACAUGGAUCGACAAACGCUCCCGAAUCAUGUUCCCACUCUUAUUCAUCGUCUUCAAUAUUUUGUACUGGACUUUUGUUUACUGCCUAUAACAGCUUAAACAUGUCCCGUUUCCAUGUAUAGUUAGUUUCGGACGACCAUUUUAAAAGCAACAAGCGGUCGUACCAAAUGAAACAGAAUAUGUUUAGAGCUUUAUAAUAAACAUUAAGUAGUUUUACAAAACUUUAGUGGCCAUAAUAUUAUGUAUUUGACGAUCAAAUUAAGAGUAGUUCUUCUUCGUUAUUUGCCAAUCCGCGGAACUUGCCUUAAUGUUCUAGGUACGCGAGGUUGUAUCGAAUCGAGUCAUAAAAUAAAAUAACUUUUUUACUAUCCUUUUGUAACACGCGAAUGUGAUAUCUUCAUGGUGUUAGUUAAACGAACAUACCGCAAAGAAGUAUAAUAUAAACAAUAAAUUUAAUUAUUUAUGUAAUUUAUCUAUCUAGAUGACUAGUUAAAAUUCGUGGCCCCAUUCCGUCGUGUAGUGGUAAUUAGUGGGUCAUCCCCUUUUGUAACUAUAUUGAGUGUGUGAUAACAGUAUUGUGUUAGUUGGUCAUUCAAAACAUGGGACCAAUUAGAGAUUUAAUAAGUAGGUACUUAAGAUAAUUUUGAUGUGCUAUAUGAAUGUCACAAAACGUAUAUUAUUCGAUCGCAUUUAUUUGUAAAUCAUAUUUCAAAUGAGAUUAGUCGAUUAUAGUCAAACCAUACGUUACAUAUAAUAUUAAAUUAGCUAAGUUGCAAUGUAAUGUUUAAUCUUGUACGUUUUUAUUUAAGGUUUCAUCACCACGAUUACACUGUAAUCAUAGUUACCUACUAUUGUUACCUAUAGUAUACUAGUUAAAGAUUGGAACCUAUAUAAGUGUCUACUUACCUAUAAGUAGUAAAUUAGGACUAGGCACCUACUAUAUAAAUUAAAUUAUUUGUAACUUAUUGUUAUUUAAAGGUCGAGUUGUUAUUUACUAAGUUUGAAUUGUUAGAAAAAUCACGAUGUAUAUAAAACAUUGAAUAGUGCCUUCAAGAGAUUAUUUUAGGUAGUGUUAUAAGAAACUUGUCUGUGUAUUAGAUAAGUAAUGUUUGUAAUCUCAAUGAUAUAAACUCGAAUCACCAUUA